Messenger RNA from Trypanosoma cruzi, 2241 nucleotides. RefSeq lists its product as uncharacterized. The record is from RefSeq and is a predicted model, not a curated record. Bases 1 to 2241 code for a protein of 746 amino acids. Lineage: Eukaryota; Euglenozoa; Kinetoplastea; Trypanosomatida; Trypanosomatidae. The transcript has a single exon.
AUGUUGCCGCAGUGGUCGGGCGGGAGGAUGGAGGCGGGCAGUGGCCAGAAGGACAGAAACAACAGCGAGGCUUCUUAUUUUCUGCAGAAUGAGUUGGCCAGGCUGCGAGAGGCAAAGGCCGGUGGUAACUGCAACCGUGUAGCGGAUGAUGCAGGGAUCACCAUGAACCAAAGUCGGAUGCCGGGAAGGGAAAACGAAACGACUCGAGCCCAAUUACCAAACGAGUUUGACAGGGCGCACCGACUGCGGCAGGUUCAACAAGAACUGCCUACUUCCCAGCCCUCCUUUCGGCAAGCGGAAAGCAGAAUUGAUAGCGUGAGGCUUCCCUCAGAGGCAUUACGUCGUGCCGUGCGGGCCGCAUUUGGGCCGGGCAGGUUUGUUUUGGACGAUGGCACAGCCGUCAUGUUAGAAUACGCCCAUGAUUUUAUUGUCUUACGCGGUCCACAGUCCGUUCGGCACUCGUUCAUGGCCCUGCUGCUGCGCACCUUGCUGAAGCACGUGGAGAGCACGCCACAGCAAGAACAGGGGAACAGUGGCAAAGAACGCCAAAACCUCAGCUCUACGCAUGUGAUUUCGUCGUCCAUGGCGGAGGUUGGGGAGUCCAGGGAAGAUGAUCCCACUGGGCCGCCACUUUAUGUGCUGCGUCGAGCGAUUGGAAUGGAAAAAAUGGAGCGCGAGAAGGCGCAAUUGGCCCAACACGAUGCGGAACAUGAGUGUGCGUUGAUAAAGACCGCGUGGGAUGUCGAGCGCGCGCGUUACAGGGAGGAGAAGCAAAGAUUAGAGGAAAGAGUACGGCAGCUGGAGACGGAUCUGAAGCGGAAUAGAGACAGCCUCCAGAUCGCCCUGCACCGGCUACAGGAAAGAGAGCCGCAAAAGAGGGAGGUGAGCGGCGAUCGUCACGCUGACGACGUAGAGGCAUUUUCGUGCCAGCACGGCGAGGACAUCCGUUCAUUUCCCGGCGAGGGAGGAAAAUCCAAAAUACAUGGGAUUCCCUCGGUGUCACUUGAGACGGGCGACACAUCCUCGGUGCUGCCGUGCUCCGAGGGGAAUGAUAUAACGACGACGAACACCGCCGGUAACACCAGUCAUGCCGAUUUUUCCUCUCUUGCAUGCGGCAAAUGUGGGAAGACGAUGAACCUUCUUCAGCGGGAGAUGGACCUGCUGCGGAAUGAGAAGGAUAUUUUGUCACGACAGCUGCAGGUCAGCGUGGGCGUCGUGGAUGAACUGCGCAAUCGACUGCAGAAUAUUGAGGCUGCGGCGGUGCAAUUGUUCAGCAGUGUGCUGAGCUCAAGUGAAGUUGUGUUGACGGUUCUUAAGGGCGCAGCGGCGGCACCCCGUCUGUUUCUUCAUCGCUGCGGGGGCGUUGACGAGCCCCAAGUGCAGGCGCUGGUGCAGUCACUCUCCGCGGACAGUACCACCGCACCGCCGGUGGAGCAGCGGCUGGCGGAGUUGACGGCUCUACUGGAAAUUGAGCAUCGCGCGUUGAAGGCAUCACUUGACUUUGCCGUACAUGAACGUGAUGCCGCCUUGCAGGCCAAUCGAGAGGAGGCAUUUCUUACCUCUCCGGAAAAAGCCGCCGUGUCAGCACCGCUGACGAGAAGGACGAAUUUGGAUGGACGCACCGCAAACACGUCGAGCGCGACGACCCUCGAGAAGGAAAACACGGAACUGCGCAUUGAACUCCGGCGCUCCUUUGAGGAUAUACGGCAGUUGGGACAAGCCAUUGAGCGAUCCCAUGCAAUGUAUCAGGAGUUGCAGGAAAAGCUGCGGACGGCUGAUCGAUGUAUGCGGGAGAAGGAAAAAACGGCUCGAAGUAUGGGGCAUCAGCAGGAAAUUGCGUUGAUGGAGGCAAUAAAGAGGGAGAGAUCGCUGGAAAUUCAACUCCAGCGUCUACGGCAACAGAACAAAAUGAGUGCCGUGCAUCACUCGAAUACCCCCAUUGUGCACUCCGAAAAACAAGAGAAGACAUUUGCGCAUCUCGUAACGACACCCUCAAAAAAGAGUUGUGCGGCGAGUGUUUUAACGCUUGAUGAAAGCCGGAAUAAAUACCCGUUCCAUCAUCGACAUAAUACCGACACUCGGGAGAAUGAUUCUGUUAGCAGGAAUGACGGCCUUCAAAGCGGACCCCGUACGACACCAACACCGCUGAAGGGGACAGGGGCACCAACGCCCUUCUCUCCGUCGAUAGUGCUGCGCAGGGAAAAUUUUGAGGAGGCUCUAAAUGCUAUUCAUCCUUCAUGA